AUGUCAUUGACUGCAUUGGGCUCGCUUGGCGGCCUGCGUGGUUUGGCUGCGCGAUGCCAGCCCUCUGGCUCGGCGUCUGCUCUGUCCACCCUGGCCUCCAACUCUUCUCCGGCUGCCAGUGCCACAGCGAAAGCAGCGCAUCUGUCAAGCAGAGCCAUUUCAAAUACAGACAAGUCGCAGGAACUCGAGCUCACGCUUGCGCUGAUCAAGCCGUCCGUGUGCUCGUACCAACCGGACGUGUCCGCCAUCCUCAAGGAGAUCAAGCAGUCGGGUCUAAAUGUGGCGCGCAGCAAGCGCAUCUUCUGGACGUCGAGCGAUGCACAUGACUUUUACGCCGAGCAUCGCGGGCGCUUCUACUACGACCGUCUCAUCAUCGGAAUGAUCAGUGGUCCCGCCAUGGCGCUGGCGCUUGUUGGUCCCAACGCCAUCAAGCGCUGGCGCGCCAUGCUCGGUCCCACCAAAGCCUACCGAUCCAAGUACGAGGACCCGCAGUGUCUGCGCUCGCGCUACGGUCUCGGCGACACGCGCAACGGCUUCCAUGGCUCCGACUCGCCCGAAUCCGCAGCGCGUGAACUCGCCCUCAUCUUCGACGGCUGGGACACAAACUGGUGGCUACAGCGAGAACAGGGAAGGCUUCCCACAGACCAGGACGGCAAACUUAACCCCCUCAGCUUCUGA
Moesziomyces antarcticus is the source of this 678-nucleotide messenger RNA. RefSeq names its product nucleoside diphosphate kinase 6-like. Gene Ontology annotation, molecular function: nucleoside diphosphate kinase activity. The record is from RefSeq and is a predicted model, not a curated record. Bases 1 to 678 code for a protein of 225 amino acids. Gene Ontology annotation, biological process: GTP biosynthetic process; CTP biosynthetic process; UTP biosynthetic process. The transcript has 2 exons. NCBI's taxonomy places the organism in Eukaryota, Fungi, Basidiomycota, Ustilaginomycetes, Ustilaginales, Ustilaginaceae.